AUGUCCGACCGCACACAGCUCCCUUCCAACGAGGAGACAAGCCCUUCACACGCCCAACUCUUCAUCGCCGUCAGCCCCCCUCUGGACUUUAAACCCAAGAUCGAUUUUCAGGUCCCCAGCCGCUGGAUGUUUGCCGCCCUCAACCCCAUCACCACGACCUGGCUCACCGCCCAAGGUCGUCAGAAUGAAGCUCGCUACGCUCUCGUAAAGUAUGACGGCCCCCCCGCACACUCCAAGUUCUUUGAGGUUGCCAGCAUUCCGAUCUCUGAACUUGGUGAUGUUGAAGCUCGGGUUCGUUCCGUGCUUCCUGAGGAAAACCCCCAAGGCGAGGCGGCGUUCAAUCGCCAGUAUGUGCGUGAUGUCCUGAAGAAUCUGGUUGACGGUGGUAUCCUUGGCGAGGACCGGGCCCGUGAUGCUUUGCUCGCGGUUGAGACCUUUUCCGAACUUCAGUUGAAGGAAUCCUAA
Molecule: messenger RNA, 465 nt
Organism: Fusarium oxysporum Fo47
Lineage: Eukaryota; Fungi; Ascomycota; Sordariomycetes; Hypocreales; Nectriaceae
Exons: 1
Coding region: 1-465 (154 amino acids)
Source: RefSeq, a predicted model, not a curated record